AAGAAAUAGCCAGCUCUCUCCUCUCUCAUCCACGCUCUCUCUCUCUCUUUCUCUUCUUUCCUUCUUCACAUUCAUCUCAUCCCGAGUUUUAUACUGUUGUACCAACGGUUAAAAAUCAUUUGGUGUCAAGUACUGAGCAGAGAGGAUUUCUCAGAUUUAUACCUUUUGUUAUCAGUACAUGUAGGCUCUGUUCUGGGCAAAGAGAGAUUCCUCAGAGUUUGAAGACAGAGCAACAUGAAUAGAGCAAAAAUGAGCACAACAAAAUUGAAGCGAAAAGUUGGGAAGUAUGAGCUUGGCCGGACAAUUGGAGUAGGGACUUUCGCGAAGGUCAGGUUUGCUAGGAAUUGCGAAACGGGGGAACAUGUAGCCAUCAAAAUCCUCGAUAAGGAGAAGGUUCUUAAGCACAAAUUGGUUGAACAGAUCAAACGGGAAAUUGCCACUAUGAAGUUAAUAAAGCAUCCAAAUGUUGUUCGUCUACAUGAGGUAAUGGGAAGUAGAACAAAAAUCUUCAUUGUUCUAGAGUAUGUUACUGGGGGAGAGCUUUUUGACAAGAUUGAUGGCCGAAUCAAAGAGGAUGAAGUGAGGAGAUAUUUUCAGCAGUUAAUCAAUGCAGUUGAUUUUUGCCAUAGCAGAGGUGUAUAUCACCGAGACUUAAAGCCUGAAAAUUUACUACUCGACUCAUAUGGAAAUCUCAAAAUAUCUGACUUCGGACUAAGUGCGCUUUCUCAUCAAGUGAAGGAUGAUGGCUUACUUCAUACAUCUUGUGGUACUCCAAACUAUGUUGCUCCUGAGGUUCUUAAUGAUGGAGGUUAUGAUGGAGCGACUGCAGACUUGUGGUCCUGUGGGGUUAUUCUAUUUGUCUUGCUUUCUGGUUAUUUGCCUUUUGAUGAUUCUAAUCUCAUGAGAUUGUAUGAAAAGAUUUCAAAUGCAGAAUUUUCAUGCCCAUCUUGGUUUUCUCCUGGAGCAACGAGAUUGAUACAAAGAAUUUUAGAUCCUAACCCUAUGACGAGGAUUACUAUCUCUGAAAUAUUGAAGGAUCAAUGGUUCAAGAAAGGUUAUAAACCUCCUGUAUUUGAUGAGAAAUAUGAUACAAAUUUGGAUGAUGUCGAUGCUGCUUUUGAGGAUUCAGAAGUGAGUGAAAGAUGGGCUUCAGUUACAGAUACUGAUCACCAUGUUGUUGAAGAGAAAGAAGAACAACCUGCAGCUAUGAAUGCAUUUGAACUGAUUUCAUUGUCAAAAGGAUUAAACCUUAACAACUUUUUCGACGUGGAGCAGGAGUACAAAAGAGAAACACGGUUUACCUCGAAAUGCCCUGCAAAUGAGAUCGUAAGCAAGAUCGAAGAGGCUGCAAAGCCUCUAGGCUUUGACAUUCAGAAGAAAAAUUACAAGAUGAGGCUGGAGAAUUCGACUGCGGGGAGGAAGGGAAAUCUCAACAUUGCGACUGAAAUAUUUCAAGUGGCCCCCUCUUUCCAUAUGGUUGAGGUAAAGAAAUCUAAAGGAGACACCCUGGAAUUCCAAAAGUUUUACAGAAGUCUAUCGAUCGGCCUGAAGGAUGUUGUCUGGAAAUCUGAAGAGGACAUGCAAGAUCAUUUACUCAAUUGAAAGAAGUUUUCCCCAGUUCCAGCAUCUUAAAAUUUAUAUCUAUUUUUCCUUUUAUUUUUCCCUUCUUCUUUUUUUUUUUUUUUUUUUUUUUUUUUUGAGCAGGUUUUGGUAGGAAGCCUGAAGCCCCCAGUGAGAGUUGUUUGCCUGUUUUUAUCAUUUUUUCAUUCUAUGCAAAUCUUUCAUUGUAAAUUUUCUGCCCAAAAACUUGCCGCCUAGUUUACCUCUUGCACAUGAAUAACAUGAUGUCGUAGUAUGUCAUGUUUUCUGUUUCCUUUUUUGACGAAUAAAUUGAAACCAGUCUUUUCUUA
Asparagus officinalis (garden asparagus) is the source of this 1910-nucleotide messenger RNA. RefSeq names its product CBL-interacting protein kinase 32-like. The transcript has 15 exons. The record is from RefSeq and is a predicted model, not a curated record. Gene Ontology annotation, molecular function: ATP binding; protein kinase activity. Gene Ontology annotation, biological process: signal transduction; protein phosphorylation. The coding region runs from base 235 to 1602 and encodes 455 amino acids. NCBI's taxonomy places the organism in Eukaryota, Viridiplantae, Streptophyta, Magnoliopsida, Asparagales, Asparagaceae.